AUGUCUGGUCAGGCUGUGUUGUACCAGGACAUGUCUGGUCAGGCUGUGUUGUACCAGGACAUGUCUUGUAAGGCUUUGUUGUACCAGGACAUGUCUUGUCAGGCUGUGUUGUACCAGGACAAGUCUGGUCAGGCUGUGUUGUACCAGGACAUGUCUGGUCAGGCUGUGUUGUACCAGGACAUGUCUGGUCAGGCUGUGUUGUACCAGGACAUGUCUGGGCAGGGUGUGUUGUACCAUAACAUGUAUGGUCAGGCUGUGUUGUACCAGGACAGUUCUGGUCAGGCUGUGUUGUACCAGGACAUGUCUGGUCAGGCUAUGUUGUACCAGGACAGUUCUGGUCAGGCUGUGUUGUACCAUGACAUGUUUGGCCAGGCUGUGUUGUACCAUUAUAUGUCUGGUACAACACAGCCUGACCAGACUUUCAGUAUAACAACUAUCGUGAAUGUGUUUCUGGUGAGGGCUUCGGGGGUCAAGGCCCCCGCGGUCCGGUGGAAAGUGGUGCUGCUGGUGGUGCUGUUGGUGGUGCUUCUGCUGGUGGUGCUGGACACCCGAGCAGCUCUUCAUGUGUCACACUUCAGAUACCAUGAUGGGGACGACGCCGACUUAAACCUUUCCUUACCAAAAGUGCUGAAGCUCCUCUCCCCGUCUUCCACCGCUGGAGCCAUGAACAUCAAACACAAUUAUCUUCCAGUACGGAAAAACAGCCAGGCGAUGACUGACUCAUUGCCCGACAGACACUUAAAAUAUAUCGACAACCCCAAGCCCGGAAGGCAAGUUUUCCGAGCCGAGGAGGGCAGUAGGGUGAUGCAACAUCCUGACAGUAUGAUAAUCCAUCAACCCAACAUCACAGCUUCUUCUAUGCCUACGUCCUUCCCACUCAACUCUUCUGGACGCAGUCAGUCAAAAAGUUCGGGGAAGAAAUUUCUGAAUUCGGCGCAGAGUUCAGCAAACGUGAAAGUGAUUUCGAAGACUGUGCUGAAGGUGUUCAGUGACGAGGACGAGGAGAAGGAAGCAUGUGAAUAUUGGUGCUUAAGUGACGCCGGCGUGUUCUACUGCUGUGACCACACCCGUUAGUGACGUAAUGUGUUUAUGAAGGUGUUGAAGCAGAAGUGACGGAACACGCCCACCGAGGAACACUGUCACUUGUAAAGUCAUAUUUAAUUUAAUAAAUUAUAAAGUCUG
Messenger RNA from Cherax quadricarinatus, 1182 nucleotides. NCBI's taxonomy places the organism in Eukaryota, Metazoa, Arthropoda, Malacostraca, Decapoda, Parastacidae. The record is from RefSeq and is a predicted model, not a curated record.